UGACUUGUGACUUUAAUGGAACUUUUAUUUUUCGUAUUUAGGCUGCCGUCACGUGUGUCGCCCGAUCGAUCCGCCGAUAACUCGAGGCAAUGUACCGAGUGUCCCUGCGGACCGAACAUUUGUCCCGGGGCAUUGCGACGGGAAUGCGCAAGGCGCGCUCUUGUACGCCAACAUGCAGAAAGAAGUUUUCAGCGGAUAAUCGGGCCGGGCGCAUUCGGAGCAUUCAGAGCGCGAGAGAGCAGGUGGAAGCGGGUUCUCUGGAGCAGGAACUGGUUUGGUGGGAGCCGCGGCAACGAGGAGAAGGAUCGAACUGUGAGUCUGAUCAAGAUAAUGCGAAGUCUGGAUAGGCUAUCGGGUAGUGACCAAGACUGCGGUGAUCGGGAAAUGUAUAUCGAUCUGGACGACGCUUCUGUUGACUCGCUUACUGGAAAACGUAGUCGCCAUCAUGUCGUUGGCGCUGAGGUGGGCGAGGAGAGCGACAGCAGCGGAAGCGAGAGGAGUCCUAAACAGGCGAAAAGAAGAAAUCGCGGCAGCGCGCCGCCAACGACGAGAAAACGGAAAAGCGGCAUUUCCGCGCGCGAGAGGAACUUGAGGAGGCUCGAGAGCAACGAAAGAGAGAGAAUGAGAAUGCAUUCCCUCAAUGACGCUUUUGAGCAAUUACGCGAGGUAAUACCACACGUAAAAAUGGAGAGGAAGCUCAGCAAGAUAGAAACGCUCACGCUCGCGAAAAAUUAUAUAAUGGCACUGACGAAUGUCAUAUGCGAGAUGCGCGGCGAAGAACAACCGUACACAUUCGUUGACGGCGAAUGCGGUUCUAGCAGCGGUGACAGUACCGGUCAAUUAGAAUUAAGCGGCGGCGAGCAACCAGACGAAUCAUCGCCCACGUCGAUUCACGAAACCAACAACAAUAGCCUUCUCCACGAAGAUCUAGAACGCAGGAUUUAAGGAAAUUCGAUCUAAAAAAAAAAAAAAAAAGUGUCGAGACACA
Molecule: messenger RNA, 988 nt
Organism: Pseudomyrmex gracilis
Lineage: Eukaryota; Metazoa; Arthropoda; Insecta; Hymenoptera; Formicidae
Product: neurogenic differentiation factor 1-like
Exons: 7
Coding region: 16-945 (309 amino acids)
Molecular function (GO): protein dimerization activity
Source: RefSeq, a predicted model, not a curated record